This is a messenger RNA of Glycine soja, 1878 nucleotides long. Its product is annotated as (R)-mandelonitrile lyase-like. The record is from RefSeq and is a predicted model, not a curated record. The transcript has 2 exons. Bases 1 to 1629 code for a protein of 542 amino acids. Lineage: Eukaryota; Viridiplantae; Streptophyta; Magnoliopsida; Fabales; Fabaceae. Gene Ontology annotation, molecular function: flavin adenine dinucleotide binding; oxidoreductase activity, acting on CH-OH group of donors.
AUGGAGAGAGCCAUAAGCAUUGUGCAGUUAGAGUGUGUGACGUUGUUGAUAUUGUCCAGCACAUUGUUUUCGUGCGCUACUCAAGAGCAAGGGGCGAGUAGUUAUCUGAAUAUGGUGGUGAACGCCAGCGAGUUACCGUCGGAAGACUACUACGACUACAUCGUCGUGGGUGGCGGCACUGCCGGAUGCCCACUGGCGGCGACACUCUCGCAGUCCUUUCGGGUGCUUUUGCUCGAACGCGGAGGCGUUGGUCACGGCGACCCCAACUUGAUGAACCAAGAAGGCUUCUUGGCCAACCUCUUGAACACCGAAAGCGGAGACUCACCCGCCCAAGCUUUCAUUUCCGAAGAGGGAGUCCCCAACGCUCGUGGCCGCGUUCUUGGUGGCAGCAGCGCCAUCAACGCCGGCUUCUACAGCCGAGCCGACGCUGAUUUCUUCGCCAGGUCCGGCUUGCCCUGGAACCUCACCCUGGUCAACGACUCAUACCAAUGGGUGGAGAAGGAAGUCGUCUUCAGACCCAAUCUCAAGACGUGGCAAUCCGCGGUUCGCGAUGGGUUGCUUGAAGCAGGGGUUACUCCCUACAACGGUUUCACUCUGGACCACGCCAAGGGAACCAAGAUCGGCGGUUCCACCUUCGACGGCGCCGGCAGGAGACACACCUCUGCGGAUCUUUUGAGAUAUGCACGCGCUUCCAACAUCAAGGUGGGCGUCUACGCCAGCGUGGAGAGGCUGCUUCUGGCCGCUAGCAGCGCAAUCGGAGUCCUCUACAGAGACCAAGAAGGGGAUUACCACCACGCAUUCUUGCGGGAACAGGGAGAGGUGAUUCUCUCCGCCGGCGCCAUCGGAAGCCCUCAGCUUCUUCUUCUGAGCGGGAUUGGUCCAAGGCCAUAUCUGUCUUCGUGGGGGAUUCCCGUGGCGCAUCACCUACCCUACGUGGGACACUUCCUCUACGAUAACCCCAGGAACGGAAUUACGAUUCUGCCCUCGCUCCCACUCGAGCAUUCUCUGAUCCAAGUGGUGGGGAUUACCGAGUCCGGCGCUUACAUAGAGGCGGCGUCCAACGUGGUUCCUUUCACGUCCCCUCCGCACACAGCCUUGGUCCUCCGGUCCCCGCUCUACCUAACGGUGGCGACAAUAAUUUCAAAGAUUUCGGGGCCAGUAUCCAGUGGGUUUCUGAGGCUGGCUUCGACGGAGGUGAAGGAGAAUCCCGUGGUGAGAUUCAAUUACUUGAACAACCAGGUUGACGUGGAGAGGUGCGUGAACGGGACGAGGAAGAUAGCGGAGAUACUGAGGAGCAGGGCUUUGAGGGAUUUCAAGUUCAGCAACUGGUUCGGGGAGAGAGACUUCAGGUUCAUUGGCCCGGCUUUGCCACUUCACCAGAGCGACUUCCCUAGCAUGGCGGAUUACUGCCGGCGGACAGUGAGCACCAUAUGGCACUACCAUGGAGGCUGCGUGGUUGGCAGGGUGGUUGAUCCAAAUCUCAACCUCAUUGGAAUUUCUUCCCUUCGUAUUGUGGAUGGAUCCGUCUUCAGCGUAUCGCCCGGAACCAAUCCUCAGGCCACCCUAAUGAUGCUAGGAAGGUAUUUUGGACUCAAGAUAAUCGCGGAAAGGGACGCAAACAACAACUGACUUUGCUUCUCACCAAGGUCUUUUCUUCGUUUCAUUGUUAAUUUGACGCAAACUCUUAAAACUAGAUAACAAAAAUAUAUGCAACUUUUUACUUUCUUACUUUGUAUCCUCUAUAGCCCAUUUUUGCUCAUCCAUCCUUGCUCAAAAGAAAAUGAACAACCCAACACUAUUAGCCCUGGAAAGGAGUCCCCAUACCAUAAAGAACCUUUCCUCAAAAUGUUGAUAAUAUUAGCCCGGGAAAUGGAAUGU